Molecule: messenger RNA, 1566 nt
Organism: Maudiozyma barnettii
Lineage: Eukaryota; Fungi; Ascomycota; Saccharomycetes; Saccharomycetales; Saccharomycetaceae
Gene: EHD3
Product: mitochondrial 37S ribosomal protein mS47
Exons: 1
Coding region: 1-1566 (521 amino acids)
Biological process (GO): L-valine catabolic process
Cellular component (GO): mitochondrion
Molecular function (GO): 3-hydroxyisobutyryl-CoA hydrolase activity
Source: RefSeq, a predicted model, not a curated record
AUGUUGAGAGGGUCGGUAAGGAAAACCUCACUACUAAAGUCCAAUUCGAUUAAUUUUUUAAGAAAUACUAGAACAACAAUGUUUAUGUCUACUAAAGCUUCAAGCGAUAUUACCGGAACUUCCAAUAAUGGUUCUACUCCUGUUGAACCACCUCAAGUAUUGUUCACAGUUAGAGAUACUGCAAGAGUGGUCACUUUAAAUAGACCGCAGAAAUUAAAUGCCUUAAAUACGAAUAUGUGUUCUAUGAUGUUUAACACUUUAAAUGAAUACUCUAAGUCUGACAUGAUCAAUUUAGUUAUAUUAAAAUCAUCCAACGGGAAGAGAUCCUUCUGUGCAGGUGGUGACGUUGCAACAGUUGCUUCAUGGAAUUUGGCUAAGGAUUAUAACAAGUCUGUCGAAUUCUUCCAACAUGAAUAUUCUUUAAAUUUUCAAUUAUCGACGUUUAAUAAGCCAAUCGUUUCAAUUAUGGAUGGCAUUACUAUGGGUGGUGGUGUCGGUUUAUCCAUCCAUACACCCUUCCGUAUUGCUACAGAGUAUACGAAAUGGGCUAUGCCGGAAAUGGAUAUUGGUUUCUUCCCUGAUGUUGGUGUAACAUUUGCGCUACCAAGAAUUAUCACAAUUUGUAACAAUCAAUCUCAGAUGGCAGCAUAUUUAUGCCUAACUGGUGAUGUUUUAAAUGGUGAAGAUGCCUACACAUUAGGUUUAGCCUCACAUUACGUUACACAUGAGAAUUUAGUAAACCUUGAGAGAAGAUUAGGUGAAGUCACAGAAGUUGAUGUUUUCCGUCAAAGUGAUAAAUAUUCAGAUAAGCAAGAUAGAGGUGAUAAGAUGAUGAAUAUUAUUAAUAACUCUAUCAAAGAGUAUAGUUAUCAAUUACCAGAUAAUUACAAGUUUAGAUAUUCAGAUGUACAACUUGAUGUUAUUGAGAAAUGUUUCAACAUUACAAAAGUACAGAACAUUAAUGACAUUAUCCGUAACUUGGAAUCCUUUGAAGGUUCUGUUGAUGCCAAAAAUUUUGCCCUUGAAAUAAAAGAUAGGUUGUCCAAAAAAUCAUUUACUUCCAUGGACCUUGUCAUUAGAUUAUUGCAAGAUAACUCUAAAGACCAUAUCGAGUCAUCAAUAAGGAGAGACUUAUACACAGCAGCUAACAUGUGUCAUAACAAUGUUGAUGGAUUGUCAGAAUUUUCAGAGGCCACUAAUCACAAAUUAAAUUUGAAAAAUAGAGAGCCAUACCCUUGGAAGAAUAAUUUAAAGGCAAUUUUAUCGACUCAAGUCACUUCAUUGACAUCUCCAAAACCAUCGAUUCCAAUAUCCCUAUUGAAGAAUAAUGUAGAUGUUACUUGGAAUAAUUAUCCGUUCCAUGGUAAAUACCAAUUACCAACAGAAAGUUUUAUUAAAAACCUGAUAUCAAAAAAAGACUUUACCAAGGAAUCACUAAUUCAAUACUUCAUGAACAAUAAUGUCUUUACUAAAGAUAAAGUGGGUGUAAGAUAUAUUUUAAAUAAUAUCAUUAGAAGAAAGUGUAAACCAACUGAAAAAGCUUCGCUACUGAAAUGGGUUGAUUAA